CCUGAGCCGGGGGAGGCCAGGCGGCCCGGGUGGCUGGAGGGGGGUCCGCUGCCCGAGAAUGGGAAUUCUCUUCACCAGGAUUUGGAGACUGUUCAAUCACCAGGAGCACAAAGUUAUCAUUGUUGGGCUGGAUAAUGCAGGAAAAACUACCAUCCUUUACCAGUUUUCUAUGAAUGAAGUUGUACAUACAUCCCCUACAAUAGGAAGUAAUGUAGAAGAGAUAUUGAUUAAUAAUACACGUUUUCUAAUGUGGGAUAUUGGUGGCCAAGAAUCUCUUCGUUCUUCCUGGAAUACUUACUAUACUAACACGGAGUUUGUAAUAGUCGUUGUGGACAGUACAGACAGAGAAAGGAUUUCUGUAACUAGAGAAGAACUCUACAAAAUGUUAGCCCAUGAGGACCUGAGGAAAGCUGGAUUGCUGAUUUUUGCUAAUAAACAAGAUGUUAAGGAAUGCAUGACUGUAGCAGAAAUCUCCCAGUUUUUGAAACUAACUUCUAUUAAAGAUCACCAGUGGCAUAUCCAGGCAUGCUGUGCUCUUACUGGCGAGGGAUUAUGCCAAGGACUUGAAUGGAUGAUGUCACGGCUUAAGAUUAGAUGAUCUCUACUGACCUCUUCUCAUAGACUUUGUAUAAAGUGCUGGACUUUACAUGAAAGCUGCAAAACUUAAUGGUUUAGAUAUAUUUAUAAUAAACUGAAUUAAACAUUUAAACUUUUUCUAUAAGAAGAAAAAUUAAGACCACUUAUUUGAAAACAAAGAUGAAGUCUCACCUUCCAAUCUGCUUUCUCAUUAGUUCCUUCCAAAGCAAAGUCUUAAAGCUGUGAUUGACACUUUUCUCAUAAUGAAUCCUCUCAGGAUGUUGUGUAGCCUGUGGUAAGUACAAAGGGAGAGGAAGACAUUUUUAACUUUAAGAGCUUUAUUAUUAGUAUAACCCUCCCUAGUUGAAUGUUGUUCUCCUCUUGUUCCAUUAAGUCAAAAUACAAAUCAGCACAGUUACUCAGUUUCCAAUAUUUUAAAGUGUAAUGUUACUUAUGAAAAGUAUUUUGCCUAAGGUUGUUUAUGUAUUGUGUAUAUACCUCAAGUUCCAGUUAAUGGCUUUGAUUUAUGUUCUAAAAAAGUGAGUAACACACAAUUUAAUAAUAUCCUUAGUUAUAACCAUAGUGAGAUGAGUACUGGCAUUGGUGGUAACUGCCAUUUUGUACUUGCCGUAUGUUCUCUGUAUCAGACUAAUCAACCCCCCAACUCAUUGAGCUGCUCUUUUGAAAAAAAAAAAAAAAAGAGAAAAAAAAAAAGAAAGACAGAAAAAGGAAAAAACUUGACAUUGUCUACCUAAUUUUUUGUUGACCAAAUCACAUACAUGGAAACAGGUAAUCCAGCUGAGUGGAAAAUCUAUCAUAUUCUUGACUUAGUAUUACUAAUGGACAGAAUUGCAUGUUGAGCAGUUACCAGAUUGUUCCCUUUAUUGGACCUUAUGCCAUCUAAAUUACUGAGUAAAUUGUUAAUCCAUUAAUCAGUCAAUCAUUACUUGUGAUUAAAGUCAUUAAGUGAUUUUUUUAGCAUUAAUUGGAAGCUGUUGUGUGAAAUAUAUCUAUCCAGAGAAAUGUCACCCUAUAAAUAUUAUCAAAUAAUUUAGCCAAAGUCUUCUUAGAUAUUAAAUUAUAGGUCAAGCAUUUAAAGUGAAUUUGAGAUGAAAUGUAAAGCAUAUUUUCUAAGCAACAAAGAUAAUUUCUUAAUUUGAAAGUUUCUUAUUUCUUAAGAGUUGGAAUAGUUGAGUUUUUUUUGUGGUUUGUAAGUUUUCUUUUAGCUGCUCACUCCAUAAUGCAUUGUUUGACAGUUAAAGAAUACAAACCUUUUUUUAAUGCUUUUAAGAAUUUGGUUUAAAAAUUGAUCAACUUAAUGUUUUAUUUUUACUAAGAAGUAACUUGGCCCCAAAACCUUUUAUAUUUGUUAGGGUUUUGUUUUUGUUUUUGUUUUUUCCAGCAUCUGAAAGUCUAAGAUAUUUCUUUUGCAACUGAAAACAAACUUACCCUAAAUGUGUUAAAUCGUAUUCUUGUGUACUCUGUUGGUAUAUCUGUCAUUCCCUGAAAAUCUGAUGGCUAAUCCAAAACUGGCAUGCUUUAGAAUAUUCAAGGAAAAAAAACUACUUUUAAUACCAGCCUUUUAGAUUUCAAAGAUUUUCAUGAGAAAUAAUAGUAUGUACUAUAAGCAUUGACAAAACUUUGAAAGUUCCUUUCUAUAAAAUAUAAAAUACUCAUUAUAUAAAUCCAAGUCAGACAUGGCAGGUCAGUGUUAAACAUAGGAUGUUUUGUGUUUUAUAUUAUAAUGUUCAAAAUACAAGUAUAACCUUUUAAUAUUUGUCAACUUGCUUUUACAAAAGUAAAUCUUAAUUACUAAGCUUUUUUUGUUCAUAUGUCCUCCUACUUCUUCAGAUCACUAUAAGAAGUUGCUUGUAUGUUAAAAACCCAAGUCUAUUUUGUAGAUGUUGCAGUGUCAUCAGAGACAAAUUUUCUGUAAAAUAGCCCAGCAAAGACAUCUUUUAUCCUUUUUAUCUUUUAAUUUGAAUAAUCAUGGUUUAGUCCCUUGGGUUGCUGCCACAUCGGUUCAACAGUAUACCAGCACAUUCCCUUGUCAUCAUGGUGUUGGCCAAAAUUUAUUCUUAAUUGGAUGUUUAAAGCAUGCCCUACAUUGUUACAGUUGGUUUAGUGAUUGACAUGGCAUCAUAAGAGUGCAUGAAAUCUUAUGCCACAUUUACAAAACAUGUUUUUUUGGUCAUAUUCUAUCCUCUAGGCCAAGCACUAGAAAUAAGGGUGAUACCUUUAUACUUGUGCAUAAAACCAAAAUUAUAAUGGAGAAAAAUGUUUUUAAUUCAUGUAUGAAAAUAUAGCAAAAUCAUUUUAACAGUAUUACUUCCAAAUAACACGUAGAGCCUCAUGAAUAGUCUUGUUGGCAAUUUAUGUGUAGUUUAAGUAGAAUUAAGCAAAGGGCAAAGCUUUUGGUUUUUUAAUAUGCUACUUUUGGGUGUAAACAAACAUCUUAUUUAGGGUUAUUAUGCUCAGCUUUGAAAAGAACAAAGCUUCAUACCUCUGUACAUGUGGCUGGAUUUACAUAUUCUGUGUUUGAUACUAAUUUUGAAAGUCAAAUUACUUCUCUUGAUAUCUUGGUAAAAGUAACCAUGUUGCUAUAAGCCUUUAAAUAUGUUUAAUUUUGUCAUAUAGCAUUUAGAAAGUAUAUCUUAUGCAUUAUAAUGAGGAUUCUUGUUUGACAUUUUCAGUUCUAUCUUCUUUGGCCCUCAUAAUGGGCAAAGAAUUACAAUGGAGGCAGGUGGUUUGGGAGGCAGGGGAAGGGAGUAUGACAUUUUGCCUUAAGAAUAAAAAAAGUGCUUCAGCACUGCUGUCUGGCAUUUUUAAUGGAGGUAAUUAAAAUGAUUUUAGGAGCAUGGUAUGGAAUAGAAGAGGAAUUUCUCUUUUCUGGUCUUCGAGAAGUGCCUAACAGGUAGUGACUGAGAUCACAGAGAAGUGCAGGGCACUUAAGGAAAGUCAGGAAGGCCCUGAGAUGUCCUUUUCUUUUUUGUCUGAGUGUAUAGUAUUAAGAUGCCUAGAAAUGGGAUUCUGUUGUCCCCUCUUACAGGCACUUUGCAAUUCUUGCUGUGACUACAGCAACCACAUACAGUACAGACAACCUCAAAAUUUGUUUAUAUUACUGUAAAUAGAAAAACUAGACAGCUUUCUAGUUUUCUCUGCUGACAUUUUUUGAGAAUAUAUCUGUAAAUUUUGUAUGUAGGGGAUGGCAGCACAUCCCGUAUUAUCUGUGGACUUUGGGUCAUCUUCUCUCAAUUGCCCAGUUGUAUCCUGGAAUCAAUCCACUUUUCAAGGCUGGGUAGAGACAAGGUUUCUUUGCAUGACUUAACUCUGAAACUUCCCACUGUCCAAGUAUAAUCUGGAACUUCUUGCUUGAGGAUUGGCUUUCCCCAUAACUCAGCCAUCCUCCUGUCUCUUUGUUCCCUGUCAAUGAAGAUAUGCUGUCUUGGUCUUGGAGAUAUUCGCAACUUUACCUAUAUCCAUUGUUCCCCAAACUACUAAUUUCUAAGUAGGUUCUCUAGUUUUUUGCUGUCCUCCCACCACUGGCUUGAUUCAUUGAUUUGCACUUCACUCAUUGGAGAGUAUUGUCAGAAUUGAGUACAUCACAAGACUGGCUUGCUGUGUGCACAGCAUAUAAAUACCAGUAGAGUCCUUUAAAUUAUACUGUAUUUAACAUUUUAAUACUUCUUAAUUUUAGCUUCAUAUGCUGAAAAGUCGAUUCAGAAAGAUAAGAGAAGUACCUAGACUCUGCCAGCUCCUUGAGCUACCAGUUAGACAUGAAAGGGAUAAAGUUAAAUGUGUAUUAUCUUCAUUACCAAAAGUGGGUUACGUUUUGAAGAGUAUCAGUACAAAUAGUUUGAGUUGGAAAAAGUCACCAAACCAAAUUCAUAUGUAGUGUUUAACAUGAAGACAUCCCCCCAUCCUUAAAACCGUAGAUCACAUUCCAUUUUUUUUCUCGUUUACCUAAAGAACUAAGAUAAACAUUAGCUGUCUAAAGGAAUUAAUAAUGAGAAGCCUGUUUUUACAAAAUGAACCUGUUGAAAUAGACUUUAAAAGAUAUCAAAAGUAUUAAUCAUCAUGUAUUGACACUGUGUAGAUGCAGGCAUAAUAUAGAAAAUACUUUUUUAAUGUUACACUUAUACAAAAAUGAAACUUCUAUAUUAUGCUCCCUCAAAGAAUAUAUGAUCAUAUUAAGACCAGAAUGGUGGAGUAAAGGAAAGAAAGACAGAAUUUUAAAACUUCGAAAGCUAAAGAGUGACUGCUUCCAUUGAACCCUAAAAUUGUGUGUGGAAUUGUGAAGAAAUUGUAAGAGAAUACAGUUGGGUAAAUUAUGCAAUAUUUCUUAUCAGUUGUCUAGCCUUUGUGUAUUAUUCUAAAAACUGAAAUUUAAAUCUUUAUGGUCUUGCCUGCUAGAUAUUCUGUUCUUUGGUAGAAAAUUCCCAUAGUCUGUACUCAAGAAGUGCCUAAAAUUGAUUUGUGUUGAUUUUUAAGUCCAUCUAAUAAAUUAUAUGUGUUUUCUAUGGUAUUAUAUGUGCUUGGCUUACUGAUGAUACAGCCCUGAGGGUUUUCAAGUCACAGUUUUUUUGCUUUGUUUGAUUAAAAAGCCUUGAAAUGGAGAAUACCUAUCAUAAUUCUGAAUAAACCAUAGGGUAAGGAAGCAUGAACGAAACCAUUUUUUCUCUUUCUUAAUACAAAUAUUUCAUUAUCCCAGUGUUAGUUAAUGCAGAGACUAGAAAACUGAACUCUAUUUCUGUUUUUUUAAAAUAGUUUAAACAGACAAAAUUCUGUUUAAAAUUGUGUGUUUUAAAACCUUAGUAAAAAUGUGUUGCUUGUGUAGGAGGAGUCUCUUAAUUCUUCUCAUACUUAGUGGUUAGUAAUUUUGAAUCAUAUUUAGAUUUUGAGCCACUUUAUGUGUCAACACACCAAAAUCCUUCCUCUUUCGAUUCUCCUUAGAAAACAAAAUACUUGAUAGAACUUUAUUAUGUUUCUCAUAUAUCCUUUCUUCCUUCCUUCCUUCCUUCCUUCCUCCCUCCCUCCCUCCCUCUGUCUCUUCCUUCUUCCCUCCCUCUCUGUCUUCCUUCCUCCAUCCCUCCCUAACCAUAGAACAUGACUGUAAACUGAGGGCAAAGGCUUGACUGAAUUUUCAGUGAUUCACAGUUACAUUUUGUUUAUAUUUUAAAUCAUCUUGCAUGGAAAGUGAAAUGUAUAUAUGAUUUUAAUUAUCGUAAUAUAUACUGUUUUCUUCCAAAACUUCUUAUGUUGGUGACAGAAAGAAUUCCUCUAAUUAUUUUUGCCUGAAACUAAUCCUUCAGAUUAAAGUAGCUUUUCUUAUGUAUGUCCCUCUGUGGUUCCUUGAGAGGAGGUGAUACCUGCAGAGCACUUUUAAAGAUGUUUUCUGGGUUAAUGUAACACAAGAUAACAUAUUGAAGAGGAAGCUGUAAUUAUGUCUAAUGAGGGCUCUUUUGGUUGCUAGAGAUGAAAAAAUGUAUAUUAAUUUUAAUUUGUGCUUGAAAUACAUUUUACUAACUUGAUUUUUAAAUGUGACAAACUCAUCUUGUAGAUAUUAAUCUUCCUUGCUUAUUGUAUUUUCGUAGAGAAACCUGGAUGAUUGACAUUUGUGCUCUAUGUAUAUUGACAUAGUUGAAGCUGCAUUUAACAACAAAUUAGAAACCUUUUGAAAACUUUUAGGUUUGUUGUAUUGGAAUUUCUAAUAUGAUAAAAGGUUUUGACUCAAGUUUUGUAGGCAAGAAGAGGUGGGAAAUUUGUCUUAUCUCUUUAUCAUUUUGUUACCUUGUAUUUCUCUAUAUCCUAGGAAAAUUUUACACUCAAGGAAUAUUCCAAAAAGUGAUGAUCUUAGAGCACUUGGGUGCUUUUGUGUUUCAUCAGUGCUGACAUGUUAGGUACCUAGGGAAAUAAUGCUUCAGGGUCUUCUUGACAAGACAGCUUCCUGGGUGGCUGGGGGAUAGUUAUGUUUGCGCUUAGGUUGGGACAGAGUGGCAGAUGGUGUAGGGACCUCUCCAUUGGUGAAGCAGUGCAAUCAGCUGCUUUUCAGGUGUGUUACUUCAUUAUACUUGUAACAUCACCCUUGUAUCCAUAACUGACUGAAAUGUCAGGCUCCAGAACUGUAAGGUAUUGGGUCAGGUGACCAGUAGUAGGACUUUGUUUAUAAUGAAAUAAAGGAAUAAUGUUAAGUAAGGUAUACUUGGGGGAAAAUGAGAAAUAUGAUUUUACUGGUGAAUUUCCAUGUUUAAAAUUAUAUUAACUUUUUUUUAAGUUGCAUGUUAACCUGGGAUAAAAUAUUGUCUCUGCUUUAUGCUUUGAGUAAAAAGAAAAAAAUAGAUGAGUUAAUUGUUACCCUAUUAUGUACUGUUACACACGCCUUUUCUUUUAGAAAAGGUUAAUUAUAAUUACUAUUCACACAUCAUGUUGUCAGUGUUUUUUUUCUAGUUUCUUCUCCUAACGUGUGCAGAUUUGGUGAUGGCAUAGCUCUAUUAACUGUCCAGGGCUGGGAUCUACCAGGGCAGGUGAAAAGGUGUGACAGCCUUAUUGUGCAAAUAAGAAGAUUGUCCUCAUCUUCUCUAGGCAUCUUUUUAUGGAACUUAGUCAGCUAAUAGCAUUCUGUCUUUUACUUCUGGGUAUUUGAAUUGUACAUGGACCUGAUAAAUAGGGACGUUUGUGUGAUUAAUUUGUCUUAAAAUGUAAGGAAAGUCCAGUCAUUUUAAAUGAAUAUUAUUAAAGUGAACAUUCAUGAGAAUGGUUGAUAGUAAACAGAAGAAAGUUGCAGGUGGUGGCGGGAAGUCAACCCACACAUACACUUAUUUGAGUUUUGGUCUUUCUCCCCUCCUGGAAUGUAAGCUCCAGGACACCAGUGACCAUGAUUGUUGUGUUUACCAAAUUAUAUCUCUCAGUGCCGAAUGCAGUGCCUAGUAUAUAAUGUUUGUUCAAUUUAUGUGUUGAUAAAUGAAUGAAUGAACUGUUAAUAAUUCUGUGAGUUUUUCUCCAUGGAUAAGUAAAUUUUUCUUACCUAUGUGAUCGUAGCAUACUGCCUCAUUUAAUUCUUAUCUCAGUUUAAUUCUUAUCUCAAUUUUUAUUUAAUUCUGCCUUAUUUCAAAAGAAAUUCAAUGUGAUUAUAUAUUUUUCUGAUUAGUUCUUCUAGUAGAAAUAAGACCUAUUUCCCUAAAAAUGGCCUAAAAGCAUCAUGCAGUGCAAAUAAAUACGUACAAAUUUUAUUUCUUUGAAAUCUGUGUGAAUCUGCAUCUGGGAAUGUCAGGAAUGUCAGAUGUUUGUUGUAAGCCUCUGCAGACAUUAAAAUAGUAAAUGGUACAACAGCUCUUUGGGAGAAGAUCUGUGUCAUCUUCUUGAUCUUUUAUGCCCUUCCCUUUUUUAGUUUCCACAUGUGGAAUAUCCUCUUGGUGGUGGUGAGAUAACCUUUGUCCCAAGAAAAGAAUGAUGUUUUCACAACGUAAAAUAGCUUCUGGCAGGCCUUUUGAAUAUGUUCCUUGUGACUGGAACCAACCUUUUGAGGAUUCCAAUGAGUUGGGCUGCAUAGUGACCUUACGUUCUACAUUACAGCAAAUCAUUCUAUAUCAAAAUGGAUGAAAUCUUUUGAAACAGAUCCAGUGCUUGGAUUCUUCUAGUAUUUAAAUCCCCAAAUAAUAUUCCACCGUAUUUCCAUUAUUUUCUUGUACAAGGAAUAUUUUCCACUGCAAGUUUUUUUCAUAGUUCAGAGCAUUUCUCUUGGCUAGAAUCCCAGAAGAGAAACUACUGGAUUAAAUGGUUUGAUGCAAUUUGAGAAUGCCUAUUAUUCCAUAUUUAAUUAAUACUGUGUAUUAAGGAAAAAAAACUUUUCCACUCUAAUAAAAGGAAAGCAUGUUGUCUUAUUUUGCACUUAUUUGAUUGAGACUUUUUUUUUUAAUACGCUUCAGUUUCCUCUUAUUCUUUUGUUUUGUUCAUUUGUUAUUAGGAUCUUAGUGUUUUUCUAGUGAAUGGAUUAAAUUCUUUAACUAGUAAAUAUUAUCAGUCCUUGACCAUUAGACUUCCCAAUUUGCCCCUUUAAUUUUUAUAAUUAUCCUUUUAGCAUAUAAAAGUGUUCAUUAAUGUAAAAAGUUCCAUAAGAAAUGCAUAAUUUCUUUGAAUGAAAAUCAGGAAAGAGAUACAAUAAGCAAAAAAGAAAAUUAAAAUCAUUCAUUGUCCCAUUAUGUUAAUAAAACCAGUAACAACACUUUGGAAUGGGUAUAUAUUUGAAUCAAUAUUUCGAACACAGAAUUCCAAAACACUGGAUAAUUUUCUAACAACAUACUUAAUGAACAUCUUUUACGUAUAAAACAUUAAUUUAAUGGAUGUAUUGUGUUUGCCUGUUUGGAUUAUCAUAAUUUAUUUAACCAGUCUUCUGUAGAUACAUAUUAAGUUGUCGCUUACUUCUCACCAUUAAAAAUAAUACAGUUAAUAAUUGAAUUUAUUUUUUAUUCAACUUACAAGUUGAAUUUGCUGUGUAAACAUGUGUGGAUUUUUAAAAGGCAUUAUUGACAUAUUGCCCAAUUGUCUUCCCAGAAGAGUACCCAAAUCCUGGUUAGUUCUUUGCUCAAACACAUGGCAUCUCUGUACUGAGACAUUUCAUAUUACAUUACGAUUUGUUAACCUGCCCACUACUCUUCACAGGCCAUCACUGCUCUCCCUAUGCUGUGCUUUAUGUUCACUUGUUUGCCCUCAUCCAACAAAGGGCAGCACAGAACUUCUCUCUACCCUUGAGUUUUCUGUGAUCUUUAGCCUUUAAUUGUUGUGCAAAGUUUACUUGUUAUUCCACUUGUAAUGUAUCCAUCCUAUGCCAAUCAUUGACUCUUUUGCGAAAGAAUAGAAGGAGAAAAAAACUUAAUAAUAUUCUUCCAGCUGAUCUUUUUUUAAUGUGGGGGAAGAGUGAUCCCUAACACAGUCAUCUAACAGGUGACCUGUCUUCUGCCUCAAUGCUUUCCUGCAAAUGUAGCAGUCUACAAUUAUCAGCCUUCAAUCCGAGUCCUUUUACUUUUCUUUUAAAGGUUCUUCAUUUAAUAGUUUAUAUUCAUUUUAGUAAUAUAGACUGUACUCUUUCCUAACUGUGACUGAAAUUCUUAUCUUAUUAUCUCUUGUAAGAAAUUUGCUUUUGAUGAACAAGUUGAACAAGUUUUGAACUUGUAGGAACACAUCUUUGUUUAUUUCAAGCAUUACCUGUUUCAUUCUUUUAAAUUCUUAGCUAAUCUCUGGGUGAAAAGUGAUACCUCAUUUGUGUAUUUGAGGUAUGAGAUUGAACAUCUUCAUAGAUUUUUGGUUAUUUCUAUUAUAUAAAUUUUCUCCUUUGUGCAUUUCUAUCUCCUUUGUACUGCUUUGUGAAAGUUGUUUUAAAGCACAGUGAUCUUUUGCCAUGUGUCAUUAAAUUUUUUACAUUUGUGGUAUCAAGUGGUAUAUUAAGUUGGUUGCAGAAGAAUUAAAAAUUUUAGUUGGAUAUAUUAGGCUUUCUUUAUGGUUUAUCUCUUGUUCAAAAUUUUUAUGAUGGAGGAGAUGGAAAAUAAUUAUAACUAAUGGCUGUAGGAUAUUUUUAUCUUUUCCCUGAGUGGAUGAUAGUGACUUUCUUUUUUCCUUUUUUCCCCCAAUGAACUGUUUGCAGUUGAUGUGAUAGGAUUAAUAAAGAGGAAAUGAUUGGCUUUUCAAUCUACUGGAAUAUAUGUCCUGCAUUUCCUUUAAGUGUCUUUAACAUCUUACCUUUUUUGUAGGAUCCUACUUAAGCCAUACAUUGCAUACAGUUUAAAGGUAAAAAGUAUUGAAAGUCCUGUGUUAAUCCAUUCAAAAUAUAGAUCCAGUGUCCAUUAAUGUCCAGAAUAUUAAGGGAUUUGUUAAAUUAUAAGAUGAAACAUGCUGCCAUUAAAUUUUUUUUUACAAGGAGAUUUUAACAACAUGGGUAAAUAAUUGAUGGUUGUGACAUGUUAAGUGGGAAAAAAGGAUACAAACUUUUACAUCUAGUAUGAUCUCAACCGUGGGAAAAAAGCAUAGA
Messenger RNA from Vicugna pacos (alpaca), 10597 nucleotides. It is a transcript of the gene ARL5A, whose product is annotated as ARF like GTPase 5A. Lineage: Eukaryota; Metazoa; Chordata; Mammalia; Artiodactyla; Camelidae. The record is from RefSeq and is a predicted model, not a curated record. Gene Ontology annotation, molecular function: GTPase activity; GTP binding.